This is a messenger RNA of Podospora pseudocomata, 414 nucleotides long. RefSeq names its product Golgi Transport (gene GOT1). The record is from RefSeq and is a predicted model, not a curated record. Bases 1 to 414 code for a protein of 137 amino acids. NCBI's taxonomy places the organism in Eukaryota, Fungi, Ascomycota, Sordariomycetes, Sordariales, Podosporaceae. Gene Ontology annotation, biological process: retrograde transport, endosome to Golgi; endoplasmic reticulum to Golgi vesicle-mediated transport. Gene Ontology annotation, cellular component: endoplasmic reticulum; Golgi membrane; COPII-coated ER to Golgi transport vesicle. The transcript has 3 exons.
AUGUGGUUAUCAGACUCGCAGAAGGUCGGAGUGGCCUUCUGCUCAGGCGGCGGCUUCUUUCUCAUAGGGGGUGUACUCCUCUUCUUCGACAGAGCCAUGCUCGCAAUGGGCAAUAUCCUCUUCCUGAUCGGCCUAACAAUCAUCAUCGGCCCUGCCAAAACAGCCGUAUUUUUCGCCCGCCGACAGAAAAUCCAAGGAACUCUCGCCUUCUUUUCCGGCCUGACGUUGAUUUUCCUCCGGUGGCCUCUGAUCGGUUUUCUUAUCGAGCUGUACGGGAUUUUGAUCCUGUUUGGGGACUUUUUGGGGACGAUUCUCGGGUUUGCGAGGAAUAUUCCCGUUGUUGGGCCGUAUGUGGGCAUGUUGGUUGACAGGACGGGCUUGGGGGCGAGGAGGAAUGCUGAGUUGCCUGUUUAG